Mauremys mutica (yellowpond turtle) is the source of this 1348-nucleotide messenger RNA. RefSeq lists its product as uncharacterized. The transcript is spliced from 3 exons. The record is from RefSeq and is a predicted model, not a curated record. Bases 212 to 1348 code for a protein of 378 amino acids. Lineage: Eukaryota; Metazoa; Chordata; Testudines; Geoemydidae.
UGUGUUGGGAGUAGCUCUGGGAUUUCACUUCUGGCUUCAGCUUCUCCUUCUCUGGCUGUUUGGCUCGGGCGUGCACCUGUGCUGAAGGAAGCAACUCGGGUCCUCCACCCCCAGGCACGGAGCCAGCAGCCUGGAACGAUAGAGGAUCCUUGGACAAAGGAGAGACGAGACUGGUGAUAGAGACUGGUAGAAGAGAGACUAUCAGAAAAAGAUGUUGAUCAUUGUCUCCACGCUGGUGAGCCUGCUGCACCCGGUGCUGUCGGCCAUGUCGGGGGCUCUGCGCUGGCAGGGCCUGGAGCACUGGUUCUUCCUGCUGGGGCUGCGUCUGCUGGCCCUGUACUUCGCCAGCUCGCCGUGGGAGAGCGCGCGGGAUGAUCUGGCGUGUGCCUGGAACCGCAGCCAGGAGGAGGAGAACCGGCGCUUCUGCACCUCCGUCUGCUACAACCGCCACUUCCUGGACCCCGUCACGCCCAGCUGGGGCUUCUCCUUCCUCAUCGCCCUGAUCCCCAUCACCAUCAUGAGGAUGCUGUACCCCCAGGGAGAUCGUCAGGGCCAGGGUGGGGAGGAGGACACGGCAUCGACCAGAUCCAACAUGGCUGCUGGGCACAGGUCGGUGGGAGAAUCCAAUAUGGCUGCCAGCUCCAACACGGCUGCUGAGCACAGGUUUGAUGGAGAAUCCAGCGUGGCCACCAAACCCAAGCUGGCAGAGGAAUCCAACACAGCUGCUAAAUGCAAUAUGGCUGCCGAGCCCAGGCCGGUGGGAGACUCCAACGUGGCCGCCACCCCAAAGCUGGUUGACACGACCAAUGUGGCUCCCAAAGACAACACGGUUGGCCUGAGUGGUGUGAGCGGGCCGCCGGCAGGACCCGACAUGGCUGCCCAGCCGCCCUGGCAUGCUGGAGUCUUCACCGCGUGCAUCGCUGUGCUGCUGGCCACUGAGGUCGGAUUCCUCUGGGCCUUGCUGGCCCGGCAGCUGCCCACAGUAUCAGGGCCCAGCUUCCCCUGCUUCCCCGGCACCCCGGCCUGCCCCCCUGCCCUCGAGUGCACCAUAUGGGGCCAGGCCGACAAGCGCAUGGCGCUGGGCUCCCUGGCCCUCACGGCCUGUGUCAGCAUCCUGAACCGACAGAAGGAGACGACGUUCACCACCCGACAUGUCACGUUUAACGUCAUGCCCUUUGGAGUCUGUGAUGCCCCCGGGUCGUUCCAAAGGCCGAUGGGGGUUCCACCAUCCGGGACGUCCCGCCUGGUGUCUCUCGAUAACGCCGUCCUCACCGGGAGGGCGUGCGAGGAGCCCCGGCGGGAGCUGCACGGGGUGAAACCAGGCACAGGCACCUUUGUUCUGGGGUGA